Messenger RNA from Aspergillus affinis, 2661 nucleotides. RefSeq lists its product as uncharacterized. The record is from RefSeq and is a predicted model, not a curated record. Lineage: Eukaryota; Fungi; Ascomycota; Eurotiomycetes; Eurotiales; Aspergillaceae. Gene Ontology annotation, biological process: nuclear-transcribed mRNA catabolic process, nonsense-mediated decay. Bases 1 to 2661 code for a protein of 886 amino acids. Gene Ontology annotation, molecular function: telomerase RNA binding; telomeric repeat DNA binding; protein binding. The transcript is spliced from 6 exons. Gene Ontology annotation, cellular component: telomerase holoenzyme complex.
AUGGCGUCCGCGUUUCAGAAUACGUGGCAGAUUGCGCUCGAUGCCGAAAGGGAGCUUCUAAAGAGCCUUGCCGAAAAAGAACCUACGUUUACCGGAAUCUCGCAUUCUCUUUCAGAAUUCCGGACCGCCUGCCAAAAUGCCAUCCUCCAGGAUUUCGAGGCCGCUCGCUCCGUCGAUGUUGAGUCCCAUCUCUGGGAUAUGCAUCUCAAGAUCAACACCCGAUUCCGUAAACUGCUCUCUCGCCUCCGCGACGAAACUGUGAAGAAGAAGAAACCGGUCGAGAGACGGAAACUUGAGAAACAUUAUCUCGAGUUCAUCAAAUCCAGCCAACGGUUUUAUCGGGGGUAUAUCCAGCAAUUGUCGUCGCAUUUCGGCUGCAUUCCCGAGCUUGGAAAAGUUGCGCGGAAAUUCAAUUUUGACAAUCCCCCCGUGGGGAAAUCGACGCCCCAAGCGUCCGGAGACCUUCGAAGGCGUGUACUCUUAUCUUGCCAUGGGGCCCUCAUCCAUCUCGGCGACCUGUCGCGCUACCGCGAAACUGAAUUGGUUAGCAAGGACCGGAAUUGGGGACCUGCCAUUGGCUACUAUGACUUAGCUAUGAUUAUCUACCCUGCCUCAGGCAUGUCGCACAAUCAGUUGGCCGUCAUUGCUCUUGCCGAUGGCAACCACCUGAGGGCAACUUACCAUCUCUACAGGGCCCUGGCGGCGCAGGAGCCCCACCCGUCGGCUCGGAGCAAUCUGGAGAUCGAAUUUCGGAAAGUCAAGUCUGCAUGGACCAAACGGGAGCUGAUUCGUCCGGAAGACGCUGGCAUUCCUGGCCGAGCAUUGGCCCCUUGGUUCGUGUAUCUGCACGCCCAAUGCUACAAAGGCACCGACUUUCCUGAACACGACGAGCUAGAAAGUGAGGUGCUCAACCAGCUCGCUGUCGACCUCAAAGAACGCUCGCUUGAGGGUACUUUGCAGAAAUUCUGUCUUAUCAACAUCGCCGCGGAAGACUUUUCUAGGAAACGCUCAAAUGAAGAGUCCGUGUCAAAUGCGCGCCUCUUCCUUCAGCGAACAAACGUGAAAACCUUCUUCACUUUGCUCCAAAUCCUUUUGGCCGAAGUGGAACGAUUUGCCGUCGAGGAUCCUACCAACAAGGAAACGAGAACCGGUCCAGAUAAAGUCACCGUCGUUGCGCGUCGUGUUCUGCCCGCUCUUCGGAACUACAGCUCUUGGCUUCUCACCGUCAACAAUCUACUGGUGGCGCACAAGGAGGAGAAAGACACCCCUCUUGCCGUGCAGAUAACAGAAUUUUGGAAGAUCUAUGCGAACACCCUAACUCUCCUUGCAUCGACUUUUGACGUGGUCCAUCUCCCAGAGAUCGACUACCUAUUGGAGGAGGAUGAAGAGACGCUGUGUUUUGCACCCCUCAGCGUGGAGGCUACGUCUCGCCGAUACUUCGAUACAAACGGCCAGCAGAAACCUCGAAUGAACGACCCAGGGGUAGAGAGAAGCCACCCCAACAUGGAAAUGCUAUAUCGCAUUCGUGAAUUUGUGAUUGAUGGUCUAGACCUGGUUGUCAGCAAUGUAUGCACACCUCAUCCUUUCCUCAUUCUCGUGACUAUGGUUGCUAAUCCCUUUCCGGCUCAGAAAAUCCCUGUGGCCCUGGUCGAUGAUGAAGACAAGAAGACUUUCAUCUACAAAGAAGAGGAUCUACCUUCUCAGUUCUUUGCGAGUCCUGCAGGCCAUCACCAUACACUUCCGUCCGCGAGCAUCGGACGGGAAGACAUUCAACAAGUGGCGCAAGACCCUCAACAUGCCACAGAUGGCCGGAGCACAUUUGGCGGCUCUCAAUCGGCGUCUGCGUCGAUGUCCGCCAGUAUGCAUCGCAUCGUUGAGGGGGUAGAACGAUUGGUAGAAUCAGACACGUAUGAGAACGGCCCGACCUUGCCAGAGCCCCUGGCCUUCUCACAGAAUGCAAGUCAGCAACAACGCUCGAGUCGUAUGUUCGACCCUAGCACGGACUCGAUCUUCCGCGAAGACAACUUCCCUCCACGCCAGACUCCCAUUGCCCCUCCUGGACUCGGCCCACCGAUGCCAACUGCUGCCGCCCUCGUCAGAGAUCCGUCGUCGCAGUCCUACACUUCAAGACCCGCGCUUCCCGGAAUCCCCAGCAUCUGGAACACCGCCCUUUCGCCUGACCUCGCCGAGGCUUCGUCUCCUCGUACUCCACCGGGGCUCGGACAACGGCCGGCCCACAUGAUGCCGGGUAGCGUCGGUGCCCCCGGCCAUCAUCGCCAGCCAUCUCAGGAGGUGAUCGCCAACGAACUCCUGUUUCGCCAGAGUCUCCUGAAUCAAAGCCCCUUGCAGAACCCCCUAAGCGGACCCGGUACCAUGUCUCCUUGGACGGGUGCAACCAAUCCCAUAUCACACCACCGUCUCUCGGGCCUCAACUGGGAAAGAGCACAGCUGGAAGCUGCGCAUUCGCCCGUCUCGCUUGGUGUACCCAGUCAGCCGAUUUCAAGUGGUCUAGCCAACGCCUCGUGGGCCAACGAUGCAUUCCUCGCCAGUAGCUUUUCGUCGGUUCCCGGCUACCCCAGCUCUGGAUUCAGUGACAAUCGCAAACCUUCCACCCAGUACGGCGCCAUCGGCCAGACUCCCCCAUGCGGACAAGGAGGGUGA